CACAGAGCAAAAGCCAUCAAAGCUUUCGCCUUUUGCUCUUUUCUUCCUAUUUUUGGCUAAUUCUCUGACUCCCUUAAUUUCUUCAUUGCGCGCGCGCGCACACACACAUAUAUAUAUAUAUACGUCAUUCUUAUUUCAUCAAAAUCCAAUUUACAUGGUUGUUUUGCUUCAUGUUAAUUAGCAAAUAAGCUAAGUAUACUUUGUGUAUACACACUACAGAGGGAAUUAAUUGAUAGGCUUCUUCUGUUCUGGGAUCGCUGACUAUGGACAUGGAGAAAGGAGGUUAUGUUGUUAAUGGAGGGAUCAGGAUUCCUGUUGGCUACAGGUUUUAUCCUACAGAUGAAGAGCUUGUUACUCAUUAUUUGACCAGAAAGAACUUGGGUCUUCCUUUGCCUGCUUCUGUUAUUCCUGAGUUAGAUGUCUUCCAGGCUGCUCCUUGGAGUUUGCCAGGUGACCUGAAGGAAAAAUAUAGGUAUUUCUUUAGCAACAGAUAUGACAAUAAGUCUAUGAAUGUCAAUGGAAACAAAAGAAAAAGAGUGUCUCCUUCUGGCUUCUGGAAGACUAUUGGCAAAGAAAGGCUAAUUGUAGCUUCUGGACGCAAUCAACCAGUUGGGAUGAAGAGAACUCUGGUUUUCAAUCAAGGGAAGCAUUCCCACCGGGCCAGUGGUACUAGAUGGCUCAUGCAUCAAUAUUGCCUUUUGCCUUCUACUCCAACUCUUGAUUCAGCUCAUCAGAUGCCGGAAUUAUUUGGUGAUUGGUUUGUUUACCGGAUUUUCCAGAAGAAGAGAAAAGCUAAGAAACAUGGACUAAUUACUUGUAAUCUGCUUCCUAAUUCAAGCUGCAACAAUAUUAAUAACUCUCCACAAGGUUUCAUUGAUUUUACAGUGGAUGAUUACUCUGAUGAUUGUGGCCCUCCUCGGCCUUCUUCACCAAGUUCAACCGAGGAGGAUUUAGAUCAAGAAGACAUUAGUUUCCCAUCAUAUUCUUGGAUGAGAAAGUGAGAAUGGCUUGAUAGCCUUUGUUAUUCAAUCCUUUUUUCCUUCUUUUUUUUUUGUUUUUCGGUUUUUGGAACUUUUGUUCAACAAAUGAGAAUGUGAAUG
Molecule: messenger RNA, 1100 nt
Organism: Rubroshorea leprosula
Lineage: Eukaryota; Viridiplantae; Streptophyta; Magnoliopsida; Malvales; Dipterocarpaceae
Source: the annotation of a GenBank genome assembly